AUGCAGUUAACACCGUUCUGCCUGGUGCUGUCCUGUCUUCAGGUCAGCCCUGACAGGUCUCAGUUCUUCAGGUACGAGUCCAUCUCUCUGAGCUGCAAGGAUCAGAUUAACUCAACCGGCUGGAAAGUGAAGAGGAAAACGUCGAAGGGUGGGGUCAGACCCUGCUCCUCCGGCUGGGGCACGGCCCUGUCGGGCUCCACCUGCCUCAUCGGGAACACCUACCCGUCUGACAGCGGGGUGUACUGGUGUGAGUCUUUAAACGGGGAGAGGAGCAACGGCGUCAACAUCACCAUCACUGAUCGUACUGUGGUCCUAGAGAGUCCUGCCCUCCCUGUGUCGGAGGGAGCUGCUGUGACUCUGCGCUGCAAAGCUGAGAAGAAGAACUCCACCGACCACAGGUUUAUUUUCUAUAAAGAUGACCGUUCCAUCAGCACCAACUCCACAGGAGAGAUGACCAUUCACGGUGCUUCCAAAUCUGAUGAAGGGCUCUACAAGUGUAGCAUCUCCGGGGGUGGAGAAUCACUAGUCACCUGGCUGGCUGUUGAUGCUUCUCUUCCACCUUCGUCGUCAGCUCCGAUGGCAACUUCCAGUUCAGACUCUGUCUUCAGACUGAUGUGUCAUCUGGUGGUGGGAAUUCCUUACAUGCUGUCUACAGUCUUACUGGGACUCAUAUACAGAGACAGGAAGAGGGAUGGUUGCAGAAAGAAGAGGCAGCGACGAUGUCAUCAUGGAAAUAGUUGUCUAGUCUUGUAAACUGGUCAAAAGGGACAUCACAUGAGACCACAGGAGGUCCUGGGGAUCUACUUUUACCAAGUGCUGAGUUUAAGGAUCUGCUGCCUUUUGGUGGCUGUUUGAUAAGUCUGGUUACCAAAUCCUGGAUAGAUGAUUGAUCUUUUGAUGCAUUCUUUUACCAAGCUUCCCACAUAGCCUCCCUGUCAGACUAUGCUGUUUUUUUGUGUUGUUUCACUUCUGUUGUCUGUAUAACUAUCGCAAAACUUUAAGACAAGACUAAUGGACAAAGUAGUUUGUUAGUGCCUUUCAAAGGAAAUAUGAACAUUACAAAAACCUUUCACCACCUCUAUGGUCAAUGUGUGGUUAAGCAUGGGGGUGAUGGGAAUUAUCUAGGUCAUUUUUUUUAAAGUAAGCAACGUUGACUGUUAGUAGGACAAUAACCGUACAUACACAGGGUUUGAUUUCAGACUUUGAUGAGACACAAUGAAGUCAGAGAUUCUUCAACGAACGCAAAUGUGUCUACAAAUUGAGCAAAUAAUACAUUAUUUUUACAGUAUCCAAAAAACGCGUGAAUUAGCAGAGACAGUCAGUAGAAAAAGUGAGCAGAGUCAGUGGACAUGAUCGCGUGCAACCUACAGUGGCAACAGUGGUUAAUUGGUUAACUCUAUAGAGUGUGUUGUUGUACCUUUUGUUUCCACAAUGUGAUCGUGUGUUUAAAACUGCUCACGCUCACUUUUUCUGUCUGUCAUCAGGACUUUCUAUUAUCAAUUCCCUUUCUAGGAAGUUGUUUUGUGUUUGAGUCUUUGAGAGAAACCUUUUUGUUAGAUCUUUGGCUGUAAAUAAAUGCCCUUUUUAUUUGAACCUAAAUCUGUGUCCUCCUUUCCUUAAAUCCCUGAACACAUUAUUGUCACUUACCUCCUCCCCCUGGACUUCCAUCUGAGGCAGGAGAGUGGUCGGAGAAGCACAGGUGUGACCAAUAACAUUUAUGAUGGAUGACCCUGAAACU
Molecule: messenger RNA, 1738 nt
Organism: Micropterus dolomieu (smallmouth bass)
Lineage: Eukaryota; Metazoa; Chordata; Actinopteri; Centrarchiformes; Centrarchidae
Product: Fc receptor-like protein 5
Exons: 6
Coding region: 1-753 (250 amino acids)
Biological process (GO): cell surface receptor signaling pathway
Molecular function (GO): transmembrane signaling receptor activity
Source: RefSeq, a predicted model, not a curated record